Brassica napus (rape) is the source of this 3720-nucleotide messenger RNA. RefSeq lists its product as uncharacterized. The coding region runs from base 2139 to 3605 and encodes 488 amino acids. The record is from RefSeq and is a predicted model, not a curated record. NCBI's taxonomy places the organism in Eukaryota, Viridiplantae, Streptophyta, Magnoliopsida, Brassicales, Brassicaceae. The transcript is spliced from 3 exons.
GACACACAAACGACCCACAAAGAGAGUCAGUCACGAGACUGAAAACGUAACAAGCGAAGCAAAUUCUAAGAGAGCGAGGAUAGAGGUUAGGAAAAAAAAGAUACCUGAGAGAGAGAGAGGGGAAGGGGCAAGAGAGAAGGGAGGAAGGAGCGGCGGUGAGAAGAAAGAAAUGAACAGAGGGUCAAAGAGAGAUGGUUUUGUUUUGUGAGUUUGGUAACCAAACAAAGGAAAAAAGAGUACCGUUUUCCCUGUAGGCCCUUGACCGCGUUGAUCGCCGCUCAUCUUGCGAGGAGCAAAAAAAAAACCUUAAUGGAGCAAAAGCAUGUCUUGUGAGUAAAGGUAAAGUGUGAACUGGGAUGAUGCAGAAACCCAAGACAAAUUGGCGGGCCAGCUUUUGUCCUUCUAACACACCACGAGACAAUCAUUCAAACUAACCCAACAAAUAAAAUAAAAUUAUUCAUCUAAGAAACAAAUCUUUUUUUCUUCUAAGAAACAAAUCUAUCUAUGGAGACAAUACACACAAAGAAACAAAAUAUCUCUAGAGAUUCCUUUAUCUUUUCCUCUAUGGCUCUACCUUACUCAAAUUGGUGCAGAUUCUCUUAGUCUUUGUAGCAACUAGUCAUCGCUAUAGAUGGAGAUAAAUUUUUAGAUUUUGUAUGUUAAAUAUCAUGUUUUCCUUUUAAAAUUAGUAUUUGUUAUCGACAUUUACUUGAACAAUAGUUUUAGCAUUUUGCAUGUAUUUGUAUACAAUAUAGAACGUGCAUGUUGUUGAAGCAAAUGGAAAUCUCCUCAACAUUGCGAAAUGUGUGAUGAUUACCAAACCCAAACGAGGCAGUGUUUAAGAAAAUAGUUUAUAGACAAUACUUUUUCAGGAUUUUUAACAGGGAAAAAUUAGGAAAAUUUGGUUUUGCAUCUGUAUACGUUACUCGUGUAGUAAGUAAUAAAACAAUAAAUGCAUGGGUGAACUUAGUUAAGAAAAUUGAUUUCUCAACAUUAUGAGGAGCCGAGCCGCCGGCUUGAGAAGUAGUAGCCACGUGUUAUGCUGACGUGCCGUGCUCUAUAUGGCUGUGUCUCAUGCAUUUGACGUGAGUCGACCAAUCAGAAUUCCCUGACAGCUAAUCUUUCAGCUCUCAUAAUGACUCGAUCUUUUGUGCCUAAUUUCCGCGUAUAAUUCGUAUAUUUUUACACAGCGGGAUCAUAAAGCAUCCCUCAAAACAUUUUUCAACGAUAACAAUAUAGAGAACAAUGGGUCAGAUGUAAAUGGCCGAACAGCCCUCAACUUAUCCGUCGGCAGAACUGCGUUGUGGGUUUGUUUCCUUUUAAGAUUUUGAAAUGUCAAACUAAGAAUAAGAAGAAGAAGAAAAUAGAGAAUCUGUGAGAGUGAGAGAGGGAGUUUAUACGUCUCACCCCACGGGGGCAUUGUUAGCCACUUUUGAAUCUUCCAAACCAACUAAGACGUUUCAGUCAGUCUCAAUUUUUGUAUGGACCGUACCGAUAAUUUUAAAUAACUUAAAAGAAUGUAUAUAAUAUAUAUGAGAGCGGAUCCGUAGAUUUAUUUCAUAAAUAGAUUGUUUGGUACUUUGGUUGUAUGCAUUCGGAUUCUAGCUUGGAGCGGCUCGCAAUUGCGUUAGAGCGGGAAAGUCGUUCAAUUUGUCACGAUGUCCGUGGUAUAGACUUCAACCGCCUUUCACCUUACCGACUUUUCUUACAAUUAAAAACGACCAUUACGAAUUUGGUUUCAAUAAAAUAACAAAACCAACUAAAAUUGUUACUUUGUCUUUCAUAUAAAAGAAUCUUAAAUAUUUUGAAAAGCUGUACUGAAUGUGAAAGAUUAAGAAUCUAUGAGACAAGAGGACGUGGUCACUACUAUUAGUGUUGACUUUUGAGAACACAUCAUUUUCCUGUGAUUUUAUACCUUUUGAGAGGCCCAUUACUAUUACAUUUCACAGUUCAUUUGUCUGAAAUGGGUAAUUGGGCCUUAAAAUGAGGCCUUUGAUUAUUUAAUAGUAUAUUUCCUUUGUUGAUCUAUAUGAUAUAAGGUAGGCCCAGAGGAAACAAGUUAGGAGGUCAAAACACAAGUUUUUGGAGGCGAAAAAAUUGGCAAAAAGGCGAUUGGGGGUUUCACGCACGACGAAGGCAUGAGUACGGCGGAUCCGCCGGAUGUUCUGAUCUCUCCGACGAGAGGAAGCACAUCUUUGGGGGAGACGCGAGUUUUGGAUGGAUCGAUGAAGGUUUGUGUAGAAGGAGUUUCGGUGGACAAUGGAUCUACGGAGAAAUCACCGACGAUCUCGAAUCUGGGGGUAGCAAAUCCGGGGAUCUCUCUGGAGAAGGUGAUUGAGAAUGGGGUUAAGGAGAAAACGCAGGUGGUUUCAAAUCUGGAGGUAUCAAAAGAGGGAUCGAAGAACUCGUGGGUUGGAGUGGUUCAAGGGCAAAAGGUUCUGAAGAAAUAUGAUGUAGAAAUACAGAUGCAGGAUGGUAUUGGAUCAGUAAUGGUACCAGAGGAGAUUACAAAGGGUGUAGCACCGCUAUGGGAUGAUUUCUUGAUUGGGAAAUUUCUUGAUGUAGCGCCGCAUAUAGCAAAGGUUCAUGCCAUUGUAAACAAGAUAUGGACGCUCAAUGACAAAGCUCAGAGGGUGGAGGUUUUCGAAGUGAAUGAAACAAUGAUGAAGUUUAGGAUACUAAAUAAUGCUGAUAAGAACAGGGUGCUGCGCAGAGGAAUGUGGAACAUUGCUGGUGUCCCAGUGGUGUUAACGAAAUGGUCACCAGUGAUUGAGAAGGAGAAGCCACCCACACAAUCAAUUCCUAUGUGGGUGCACAUUAAAAAUGUUCCAGUAAAGCUGUUCUCGUGGCAGGGUCUGAGCUUUGUGACAAGUCCAUUGGGGAGUCCAGUGAGAUUGCAUCCGGAGACAACUCAAUGUCUCAACAUUGAAGUGGCAAAGAUAUUUGUAAAGGUGGACCUUUCAAAAGAUCUGCCAAAGAAGAUGAAGUUUAAUAUAGAGGGAGAGGAAGUCAUGGUGGAAUACAUCUACCCGUGGUUACCAACAAAAUGCCCAAAAUGUGAGAAGUGGGGACAUACAGUAAAGAGAUGUCCACAAGGGAAUGAAGAGCAGUCCGAGGAGAAAGACCAAAUUGAAGAGGGAGAAAUAAGAGAAGUUCAGAGUGAGGAAAAAGUGGAGAAGGAAGGAAAGGAGGAAGACAGAGUGGUUCACAUGAAAAAUAAGGAGGAAGAGAAGAAGUUUGAAGAAGUUGAGGAAAAUACGGAGAAAGAGAAGGAACUAGAGUGGUCAGAAAUCACUCCAGGGAAAGCUAGCCGUUCCCCUAAUAUGAGUCAAAGGGGAUUGGAAUAUGAUCAAGUCUCUCUUAUUACAGAAUCCAGAUUCUCGGUUUUAUCACCAGAAGAAGGAAUGCAAGAUGAUGAGGAGAAUGUAGAACAGAUUGCAGUGCCGUCUAAUUCGAAAUUGAAGGAAAAGGAGGAAGUACGAGUGUCAAGGCAAGUCUUGCCUAGAGACUCAAAGUUGAAUCACAGAUAUUUGGGAGACAAAGGAGGUCAGAAAGCUCAGGAAGGCGAUCCUAGCUAUCUGAAAAAGAAGAAAUCUCGACGCUAAUAUGUCAGGUUUCUAUUGGAAUAUAAGAGGUUUUAAUAAAGCAUCUAAACAGGAGAUGGUAAAAGAAUGGGUGAAGAAGAGAGGUUUUCAAUUUGGUUGCUUAAUAGAAACUAGA